This is a messenger RNA of Helobdella robusta, 2364 nucleotides long. RefSeq lists its product as hypothetical. The record is from RefSeq and is a predicted model, not a curated record. The transcript has 4 exons. NCBI's taxonomy places the organism in Eukaryota, Metazoa, Annelida, Clitellata, Rhynchobdellida, Glossiphoniidae. The coding region runs from base 1 to 2364 and encodes 787 amino acids.
AUGGACGUUCGCUUGAAGUCGAUGUCGCCGCUGCUUCUGUUCUUCAUCACUUCAACGCAUAAAAUGGUUUUCUCUCAGUCUGUGUUCGGUAUAAGACCGAACAGCGUACUGGUUAUAGAGAACGCCACCUCAGUGACGUUGACGUGUUCACUUAGGAAGAGGGGUGUCAUCGCAUGGAUCUAUGAUUACUCAACCAUCCUUUUUAAAACUACCCGAGAAAAAUUUCCCGGGGCUAGUUCACAUUUGACCGUUUCUGAACGAAACCAAAAUUCUUUGCGUAUUGAAGACCUUUAUAUAGAGAGGAUUACUAAACAGAAAACAGGUACUUACACUUGCAAAGAAACUGCCAGCAGUGAAGAAACAAAUGCCAAAGUGUUCACUGUUACUCCACCACGCUGUGAAAUGAAGUCUUCGUCUCAAGUUGAUUGUAUAGCGUCUUAUUCGCACGGUGUUAUUGCUUCGUAUAGUUUUGAAUGCGGCGGUAAAGCACGAGAAGCUGUGUCCAAGGUAACUAGCGAAACACACAGUAAUUUUAUAAAUGGGACAACGAGGCGCAACAAACACGAGCUUCUUUUGCCCAUCGAGAAUACAAACUCAUCUUCGUGCGUUCUCAAUUUUACGACCUCCUUGAGUGACAAUACAAUCGUCUUCAUAAUAAAGUCUAUCGAUCUAAUUCAAUUCAAUGUUUCAGAUCAUUCAUCUGUUAAAAUCGGUGACUGUGUUGAAUGCCUAAUAGGCAUGUUAAAAGAUACAGCAGAGUUCAAAAUGACAGUUCGUGUAAAAGAUGUUGAAACAAAAUCAUCCACUUCACAUGUGAUCUGCUUGAGCGAUAUCGCAGAAGUUGAUGUACAGUGCGAAGCAAAAAACAUAUUUAGUCCGGUGCCGCUGACAGAUCACGGCGUGGAAAGGUGUUAUGAAAAAUACCUACAAUUUCUUAAUGGCUCAGCAAAAGUGGGAGACCAAGAUUUAGAAGAAAUAUGCCAGAAUAGAGAAAGAAUGAAUGAUUGUGUAGGUCAUUUAAUGCCAUGUUUACAACAUCCUAUGAUUUUUGAAUUUAAUCGAUCAUUGGAGCUACUGUGUAACAAUCGGACUGAAGCAGUUCAUUAUUUAAAUUUCCCAAAAAAUCCCAAGUGUGUCGAAAACUUUUAUUAUUUAACACCGUUAGAUUUAAUUUAUGUCGAUAACGUAUCGUCCGCCAAAAAAGAUGAAACUUUUAGCUUGGUAUUGGAUUAUUUUUCAACGCACGUUGAAGAGAUCUGUCUUCAAAACAAUAUGUCGUUAUAUUCUUCAAACAAUUUUUCGCAUUGGUUGAGCAGCUUUUCUCAACAUUUUGCCCCAGCACCGACGUGGUACAUGUCCUUUUAUAACGAGAGCAUCGAAAAAAUUAUUCCACUCAAGAAUUGCUCCGAUGAAAGAAUUGAUUCAUCUGUACGAAAGAAAUGCUCUCUCGUUGAGAUGUGCAUGAAAAUACUUUUGAAAACAUUGAAAGAUGUAUAUUAUAAUAUUCUUGUUGUUGAAAAUAAACAAGAAUUUGUUAACGAAACAUGUGGAACUAUGUAUAACAACCGAUCAUUAUGCUUACAACUUUUCAAUGAUGACGGAAACAAAUUUAUGAAGUAUCAAAAGAUUGCUUACCGCUUGUUGCGAGACUGUAGAUUUGACCACCCACUUGAUGAAAGCUUACAAGCCUCCUUGAGAAAGCUUACAAUUUUAUCUGAUAAAAAUAUGCUGGAGAUAGUUUGCGACCGAUUUUGGGAAGAAUAUGUUGAAAACUUGGAAUGCUUGAAGGGAGAAAAAUUUGAAAGUAGAUUUCAAAACGUCGGUAAAUGCUCAGAGACGUACUUCAACAGCAUUCGUAACAUUACGAAUGCUUUUGAUGUAGAUGAUUCACUAACAGACAAAUUUAACGCAUCACCUGCAGAAUUUUUUACUGAUAUGAUUACAAAAAGAAAUUCAUCAUCUGUCUAUUUCAAUCAUGCAGACCAAAUGAAUACUUCCAUAUCGGGAUUAAACUUGACAGCUAGCGGUAGGGAUUUGUAUGAAUACAAUGAGAAUUUAAAUUUGAGCAAAAAAGAGAACAAAAUUAAACAAAAUGAAAGUUUGUCAGGUUUAAAUAAAGAAAAAACUGGCAAUGAACUCAAUAGUUUAAAAAAAUUGGAUAAUCUCAAUGUUACUAACAUUUCUCUUGCAAGCCAAACUAAAUUAUGCAGCUACGCGGUAGAAUUUUUGAACUGUAUAGAAAAAAGUUUGACAAAAUUAUGUGGAGUAGAAAUUGGGAAAAUGCAAAGGUUAAUUUCAAGAUUGAUCAUCGCAGACGAUUUCAAAGAUUUUUUUUGCGUUUCUGUUUUUAACUAUUUUAUAUGA